AGUGUUUUCAGAUUGGCGAGCAAUCAGUUACGGAAACCGGGCGCUGAAGUUGAAUUAAAAGCAGCAGACACAAUGUGGAUCCCUAGCCAAAGCACAAGCACUAUCUGCGCACUGAUGCCACUGCUGAUUUUGGCAACCUGGCAGCUGUGCGUUCUUCCCGGGACGGAUGCCAAGCACUUGGCCGCCAGAUCGCACGACCCCGAAACGGAAUUCCAAUCCCAUAACAGUGACGUCGUACCCGCCCCUCCCGCCUCUGCUGCAGUGCGUCGGAAGCGACAGCUCUCCGAUUGGCUUAUUGCGCCCAACACGCGGUGGUGCGGACGCGGCAACCUGGCCAAUGGAACCUACAACGAUCUGGGCGGCGCCUCCAAGGCGGACAAGUGCUGCCGGAAGCAUGAUCACUGCAAGAUGUGGAUCGACGGGAUGUCCAAUCGCUACGAUCUCUUCAACUACCGACCCUACACCCUAUCGCACUGCAAUUGCGAUCUGCGCUUCCGCACCUGCCUGAAGAUGGCCGGCGACGAGGAUGCGAACGCCAUUGGCAAGCUGUUCUUCAAUGUCGUCCAGACGCAGUGCUUCGGCUUGAAGUCUGAGACCGUGUGCAUCCAGCGUGGAGGCUCUGGCAAGGAAGGCGAUCCCUGCCUGAAGGAGGAGGUGCGCCACAAGGCCUUUCUGCGCAACAACAAGCGGUUCUAAAGAGGACUAGUUAGCUCACAAUGACCGGCAGGAAUUGGAGUAUCCCAAAGCCACCUGCCCGUAUAUGAAGCCUAUGAACGAACAAACCGCCCCAGAGUGCUGCAAUUAAGUUUGAAACUUAAUGGGAAGGCAUGGCAAAACACCAUCAUCAUGCGUACUUAGAGGAGGAGAGAUAGCCAGAGACACCCGUCUAUGUAUUAAGCUAUAUACAUAUAUACCUAAAUAUGUAUAGGACUUUCAAGUGCUAAAAUAAUGCGUAGUAGUCGGUACGAUAUACACUUAGUUGUAGUCAAUCAAUCUAGUUAAGGCCGACGGAUCAAAUAUAGGCUGCCAGAAAACAAAGUUUUUAACUAGCUGUAGAGACCCCUAUAAUAUAGUAUAUACCCUAUAAUCAAUAUAUGUGAUUAGUUGUAGACGUAGUAACUUAAUAAAAGGAAUUUCCAAAGAACAAAA
Molecule: messenger RNA, 1149 nt
Organism: Drosophila elegans
Lineage: Eukaryota; Metazoa; Arthropoda; Insecta; Diptera; Drosophilidae
Gene: GIIIspla2
Product: acidic phospholipase A2 PA4
Exons: 2
Coding region: 73-696 (207 amino acids)
Biological process (GO): arachidonate secretion; phospholipid metabolic process
Molecular function (GO): A2-type glycerophospholipase activity
Source: RefSeq, a predicted model, not a curated record